This is a messenger RNA of Blepharisma stoltei, 1424 nucleotides long. Lineage: Eukaryota; Ciliophora; Heterotrichea; Heterotrichida; Blepharismidae. The record is from the annotation of a GenBank genome assembly.
AUGAAAGAAAACGAUAUAUUUUUGGAAAAAUAUCGCAUAGAAAGUGUUCUUGGAUCAGGAGGAUUCGGCGAAGUUUAUAAGGCCAAAGAUUUAAAGCAUAACAGGUAUGUAGCUAUCAAAAUUGAUAUAACCAGAAAAAAUCAAGUUGUGCUUGAAGCAAAAAUACUCUCUGCGCUCCAAGGAGGUGAAGGAAUCCCAAAAUUAUAUGAAUCAGGCAGAAAUGAGGACAUCAGCUACAUGGUCAUGCAGUUACUAGGAAAAAACUUAGGCAGCAUUCAAAAAGAGCAAGGUGGAAAAUUUGACAUAGGUACAACAGUUUCUGUUGCUUUACAAAUUCUCUCAAGGCUUGAGUAUAUUCAUCAUAAAGGGUAUAUUCAUCGUGAUAUAAAACCCCAGCAGUUCCUAUUAUCUCUUGACGAAAAGUCUAUUUAUCUGGUUGAUUUUGGGCUUUCACAGAAAUACGUCUACGAUAAUCAUCAUCUAGCUUUCCAAAACCACUGCUCAAAAGUAGGAAACUCAACCUUUGCAUCUCUAAAUGAUCACACUGGACUCCGGCAAAGUCGCAGAGAUGAUUUAGAAUCAUUAGCUUAUAUGUUAAUUUAUAUGUACAAAGGUUCUUUACCUUGAAGUCACACAUCAAAAACAACCAGUGCGAAUAGGUGGCAGCAAGUUUUAAAUAUAAAAUCAGGAAUUAUGCCUAGAUAAUUAAGCAUGUAUAUAUAAUAAAUAUAAAAAAUUUCGCAUUGUUUGCAGUAUUAUAGCAUACUGUUACUGAUUUAUGUGAAUGCUGUCCACACAAUUUCGAGGUAUUCUUAAAUUAUGUGAGGAAUCUUCGAUUUGAAGAAACCCCAGAUUACUUCUAUUUAAAAUCCCUGCUUGAAGAUAUCAGGAAUAAAGAAAAAGUCGCUGAAAACUAUUUUGUGUGAUUAAAUAAAGAAGAAACUAAAAAGCCUGGGAGAUUAAAGCGAAAGUCCUUGCUGACUCAAAAAACUGAGGCAAAAUCAAAAACACAUAUAGAAAGCACCUUUAGACUGUUAGACGCUAACGCCAGCAUCACAAAAGAACUCACACGGAUGCAAAAACAGAAGCAAAGGUCGCGCACGAUGAUUCCAACAAAAUCUCCUGACUUCACUGACCCUGAAGAGCUCUCCAGGACUCUAACAAGAGAACUGAGAGUUUCAACUCCUAAGGCAAAUCCCCACAUUUUUUCUCCAAAAAGUCAAAAUGACGCAGUUUUUGAAGAGCACCCAUGUGAUGAAAACUCGCUAGACAUAACGGCAGACCUUAAUAUCACUCCGAAAUCAAAAAUGCCUGAAAUAAAAAACCGAGAAAUAAUCAGGAAAGCAAAAAUCACUUAUACGGAGACAGAUAGCACCAAGCCUACACAAAAAACUCCAAGAAGCAAUAAUUGUCAAAUUUUUUAG